Vicia villosa (hairy vetch) is the source of this 1299-nucleotide messenger RNA. RefSeq lists its product as uncharacterized. The transcript has 2 exons. The record is from RefSeq and is a predicted model, not a curated record. NCBI's taxonomy places the organism in Eukaryota, Viridiplantae, Streptophyta, Magnoliopsida, Fabales, Fabaceae. The coding region runs from base 537 to 1127 and encodes 196 amino acids.
UGAUUUUUUGGUAUCAUAUUUGAAAUUACAUAAACUUUGAACUUUAACUUUUCGGUUAUUAUAAUAAUAAUAAUAAAGUAAUGAACUUUCUGUAUUUUUUGGGAGUUUCUGUGAAUUUGAUUGUGUUAUUUUUGAAGAAACAAUUUUUUUUUGGCAGUUAUGAUCAAGUUGAUUUAGGGGAAGGGAAUUCGUUAAAAAUUUCCUCUUUUUUCUCUUUUAAUUAGUAUUAUUAAUUUUUAUUACUAUUAUUAGCAAAUAAGUUUUUGGGUUUGGCAAAUUUUGAAAAAAAGUUUACUGCAACUGUUUAAUUCUACUUUUAGAUUGUCAAUACUUGUUUUGCUUUUAAGCUUUUGUUAAUUAAAUUUUUAUACUUUUGAUCAUUUUUUAUGAUGUUGUUUUUGGUUGAAAUUAUAUAUUAUUUAUACCACAUUUUUCCAUUGAUAGUUUUUCUAAUACAGUGGUGUCACUGCAAUGCAACUGGCAGGAACCACUCUUAAUUGCUUUCUUCACUUUAAAGUUAGAGCCUUUUUGAAGGCAUGGCUGUUUCAUUGAACCCUUUCUUAUCAUGGAACAUGUGGGGUGGUGGUGGUGGUAGAAGGAAAGAAGAGAAAGAGCCGGUUUCUAAUGGUUCUUCGCUGAAUUCACCAACGAAUUCGGAGUGGAACCUUGGUUUGGUGAAGGAAAGCAAGAAGGUUCCACAGCCACGGCCACAUAGGAAGGUUGGAAGGAAGAGAGAGGAUAAAGGGGAAGAGACGGGAAUUGAUAGAGAGUUUGAUGGUGUGUUUGUGGCGUCUGAUGAUAGUGGUGAUUGGUGUUUUUUGUCUGGUUCCGAAUCGGAUGACUCGGAUUGGUCUAUUGGGUGGUUGGAGCCUCUUGGUUCUGAUUUUGAAAGCAGUGAUAAUGAUCAUGAUGAUGACGAUGAGUCUGGGCGUGAUAGUUUUGCUGUUUUGGUUCCUUGUUAUUCACCAGGCUGCCAAGAGGUUGAAGGAACAAACAAUGUGCUCUUGAGUGCUCUUAAGAAUCUUCCCAAUGGAUUUGCUUCAGAUGGGAAGAGUUACAUGGAACAAUGGUUGGCUUCUCUUCAGGGUUUUGGAACUUAUAAGGAAAAAACAACUUCUUCACAUUGAUGGUCUUUGCUAACAAACUGUCAUUUUCUCUGUUAACUGAGAUGUCACUUUUCUCUAUCUAAUGGUAGAAAACACUACAAAAGUCAUUUUAUUUUUGGAGGGGCUAUUAGAAUUCUUAACUGAUAUACAUUUGGGGACAUUUAUCUUAUUUAUAUUCAUUAAUGUUCUACAA